CUGGCAGCGCUGUUCAUACGUUUUCUUGCAACUGGCGACAUCGACGGUUUCCACGCAAAAUUACUAAAUAAACGUAAUUAAAGUGCUUAUAACCACAUAAAAAUGUUGAAAAAGUGCAAAUAAAUGGACAAUCCAGCAAGUUAUUAUUAAUUCAUCGCUGUAAAUACGUAAGAAGUAGGAGAAAUCUGCAACUGAAAAGUAGCAGCUAAAUAAUAAAAAAAUUUUCGCUUGUCUCGCGUCGUCUACAGCAACGUUUUACAUUGGUAUUGGUGAGCGAGCAGGCAACCCAAAUACAAAUACUGCGUGCGUGUGAAAGAGAAAAAGGCGCUCCACUGCCAGUGGUUAGAGAUAGUGAUAGAGAGAGGAGAGUGUGUUUUUCCAGUGUGUACAUGCCCAUGUAAAAAUCGACGCAGGCAACAAAAGAAAAGAAGGACAAUUGAGAGAUUUGUAUUGAGUUAUGAGUGUCGCUGCAAUGACUAUGGACGAUCAGAGACCCUUGAUGAACAGUUACGAUAAAAUGUCUACAAAAUAUGAUCACAAUUUGCAUAUGAUUAGCAGCAGUGGCAGCGGGGGUGGUGGUGUUGGUGGGGGUGGGAGUGGUGUUGUUGGCGGUGCAGGUGCAGGUGGUGCUGGGGGUAACACUGGUAGUGGCCCCUCUGGCCCCGCAUCGCCAACACCGUCCGUCUCUGAGGAGCUUCAACAACAACAACAGCAGCAACAUCAUCAUCAUCACCAUCAUCAUCAUCAUUCGACUUCAUCGCAAGCACAACAAACACAGGAGCAACAACAACAACAGCAACUUCAGCAACAGCCACAGCAUCGACACCACCAUCACCAACAACAACAACAACAACAACAACAACAAGAACAACAACAACAACACGAAGCCGCUGUUGCCGAAGCUGCCGCCGCAGCCGAACAACGACGAUUGCUCGAAGAUGAAAUUGAAAAUCUCAAGGUGGAGCAAACGCGUCUGGGAUUGCAAUGCGCCGACGCUCAGCGGAGAGAGAAGAUCCUCAUGCGACGUCUGGCCAACAAGGAACAAGAGUUUCAGGAUUAUGUGAGUCAAAUUGCCGAAUACAAGGCACAGCAGGCUCCUACAGCUUUGGCCCUUCGCACUGCACUUCUUGAUCCGGCUGUCAAUUUACUGUUUGAACGUCUCAAAAAGGAACUAAAGGCCACCAAGUCAAAGCUUGAAGAGACACAAAAUGAGCUCUCUGCCUGGAAGUUUACGCCAGAUUCAAAUACGGGAAAGCGCCUGAUGGCCAAGUGUCGUUUGUUAUACCAAGAGAACGAAGAGCUGGGUAAAAUGACUUCAAAUGGACGCUUGGCGAAACUGGAGUCUGAACUGGCCAUGCAAAAGAGCUUCAGUGAGGAAGUUAAAAAAUCGCAAUCAGAGUUAGAUGACUUUUUACAGGAGCUGGAUGAAGAUGUGGAGGGCAUGCAGAGCACUAUUUUAUUUCUACAACAAGAGUUAAAGACAACACGCGAUCGGAUUCAGACGCUAGAGAAGGAAAAUUCACAGCUGCGGCAAGCGAGCUCCUCUAACAGUCCAAAGGAAACCAUCGACAAUGCGGCGCCGACAACGACUGUGGUGACAAAUGGCCAAAGUAUCAGUAGCAGUAACAGCAACCAGUUCCAGCAAGCCAUUAUCAGUAGCAAACUGGAGUCAAUUGAUGAGAAUGCAUGUCUGGAGACAACAACAAGAGCUGCUGACUACUACAACGGCAUCAACAACGAUCAACCGACUGCAACCCCUGAGCUUAUAGUUCCCGACGAAGGCAGCAACUGCAAUGGCAGCAAAAGUGCAGCUGCUGCGCGAUUGGCACGAAAACGCAACUACGAGGAGGAAAGUGCAGCUGCUAUAUGCGUUCCGGAGGCGUCGGUGGUGCCGACAAUGCGGGAAAUCAGUGCGCCACGUAUUCUGCCGCCCAAAAAGUCCAAGCUACGUGGAAUUGUCACACGACGCAACUCUCAACUGGAGGAUGAGCAGAAUCUGGGCCUUGUGACAGCGACGCCGCUUGGCCUUGACAAUGCGGUGGCUAGCAUGGCCAGCGAGGAGGCAACUGCAGCUACUUCAGUUACGACACAUAUUCUGGAUCAGGCGGCAACGAUUGUGGCAGAGGAUGUGGCACCAACAACUGUGGCCCCAGCACGCAUUCUGACGCGACGUCGAUCCGUUCGCAUGCAACAGAAUGGUGCAAGUGGCGUUGACUACUGAGCCAGCAGACUUUUAAAAAAGCGUGCUAAUAUGUUUUUAUGGUAUCAGACGUUUAAAUAUUUUUUCAUUUGACAUAUGCAUAAUACUAAUCGUUAAUUUUUGACGUUUACUUUGUGAAUUGAGAUUCAAGAGAGACUUGCUGUUUAUUAUAUAUAUAAUAAAAAUAUAUUUUUCUUUUUACACAUUUGUAUUGUACAAUACGAUUAUAGUUUUGUUUAUGCCCAUGCAUGCGACAUAUAUAGACUAUAAUAUAAAUAUGUAGUAUACCAUUUUAAAAAAAAUUUAACACUUCGUAAUCUUAACAGGAAAUAACAUUAACCUUUAUCAGAUUACUACAAUUGAUACAUUUAUUUUAAAUGGAACUUGAAAAGCUAAUAAAGUCGAGUCCUAGCCGACGUGUAGCUAAAUUAUCGUUUAAUUAUUAGUUUAAGUCAUUUUUGUAAUACAAGAAAGUUGUAUCAAUUAUUACAACUUAUGUUAAAAUAAAUUGUUAAGCGUAAAAAAAUUU
Molecule: messenger RNA, 2729 nt
Organism: Drosophila innubila
Lineage: Eukaryota; Metazoa; Arthropoda; Insecta; Diptera; Drosophilidae
Gene: fl(2)d
Product: pre-mRNA-splicing regulator female-lethal(2)D
Exons: 4
Coding region: 458-2221 (587 amino acids)
Biological process (GO): regulation of alternative mRNA splicing, via spliceosome
Cellular component (GO): nucleus
Source: RefSeq, a predicted model, not a curated record